GUUCGGUUCUCUCUUCCUUUAUUCUCUUUCCCCUUCUUGCAAUCAUUAUUACAUAUACGUUUCAUUUCGUUGAACAAUGCAAUGUGUAUAUCUACUUAUGUUGGGGAAUAGUUCGCAUAACAUACAUUUCCAGAAUAAAAAAGCUCAAUAUUGCAUUAAAAGCACAUUCAGUUGUGAAAAGGUUCUUUUUCUUUCAUCUGAGUUACUGAUGGCUUCUUUGUUCCAGAAAUUUCGAGAGGCUGUGAAAACCCUUGCAAAACGCCCUGCUUUUUCUAAAGAUCCAAGACAACUACAAUUCGAGGUUGACAUUAACCGCUUGUACCUUUAUUCAAGCUACAAUCGGUUGGGGAAAAGUGCUGACGAAGCAGAUGCUGAAGAGAUUAUUGAAAUGGCCAGUAAAGCCUCUGUCACUGAUCAACAGAUGCAUGUACAAGAAAAUGUUCAUUCACAAAUUAAAACAUUUUGUGCAUUCAUGGAUGAAAUUCUUCUUCCAAAUGAAAAUGACCCCCUUGUUUCUCAACAAGCAAGCAUUUUGCCUCGCCGCAGUGGGCUUAGUUUUGCUGUGGGUAGGAAUGGUCCAACUCCUAAUAAUCCUGCUGUCCCGCAGACAAGACCGCUAACUCAAGCUGAAGUUUCUCAGAAAUUAAAAGAUCAACUUGGCUACACGCUUAAUGUUAAACCUUCUCAAAUAUCUCACAAGGAUGCUGGCCAGGGUCUUUUUUUAGAUGGUGUAGUAGAUGCUGGUGCUGUGUUGGCCUUUUAUCCUGGUGUAGUCUACUCUCCAGCUUAUUAUCGUUAUAUUCCAGGGUACCCAAAGGUUGAUGCACAGAAUCCCUAUUUGAUUACAAGAUAUGAUGGAAAUGUCAUCAAUGCCCAACCUUGGGGUUUUGGAGGUUACGAGCGAGAACUGUGGAAUGGUAGAAAAACUGGAGAAAUCAAGCGUGAUAUGAAAGGAACUGAGAGAGGCUCAGAGAAGAUCUGGAAACUGCUGAGUAAGCCUUUGGAAGGCAACCAAGGAGAUAACAGUGAAGUAAUUGAGCGUAGGAACCCAUUAGCUUUGGCUCAUUUUGCCAAUCACCCUCCAAAGGGGGUGCAACCAAAUGUCAUGAUUUGCCCUUAUGACUUUCCAUUGACUGAAAACAACAUGAGAGUUUACAUUCCAAAUAUAUCGUUUGGAAAUGCAGAAGUAAAUGUGAGGAGACUUGGCACCUUUUGGUUCAAAUCUGGAGUGUCAAAAGAUAGUGGAUCACAUGUUCCAACUCUUAAAUCUCUUGUUUUGAUAGCUACUAGGACUCUUCAAGAUGAGGAACUUCUCCUGAACUACAGGCUGAGCAACACCAAGCGGAGACCAGAAUGGUAUGCUCCUGUGGAUGAAGAAGAGGACAGGAGAAGAUGGAGCUAGCCAAUCCAUUGACUACAGAAUCGUAUUAUUGUUGUUGUUUUGUCUCAGAAAGCUGUAUUUAUAAUCCUUACUUUGGAUACUAUUUCUCCGACAUAGAAUGAUGAAAUUUUGCGGUCUUGCUUUUGGUCCCAUUU
This is a messenger RNA of Gastrolobium bilobum, 1536 nucleotides long. RefSeq lists its product as uncharacterized. NCBI's taxonomy places the organism in Eukaryota, Viridiplantae, Streptophyta, Magnoliopsida, Fabales, Fabaceae. Bases 77 to 1402 code for a protein of 441 amino acids. The transcript is spliced from 5 exons. The record is from RefSeq and is a predicted model, not a curated record.